AAACGGAAGAGUGGGAAGACGUGAGAAACCAGAUCUAACAGGUCCAUCUUCCAUUCUCGAAGAACUGGGAGGAAGCAGACAGAAUCAUAAACCCUAGCAAUCCAAGUUUCUUCCAUUUGGAAGACUGAAUCGAAGAGGGGACGAGAAGAGGAUCAAAGCUUCGAAGAUGAACGUUUUCAGAUUAGCAGGUGAUAUGACUCACCUGGCUAGUGUUCUGGUUUUGCUCCUUAAGAUCCACACCAUAAAAUCCUGCGCUGGCGUCUCAUUGAAGACUCAGGAGCUCUAUGCCCUUGUCUUUGCUGCCCGCUAUUUGGAUAUCUUUACAAGUUACGUGUCCCUUUACAACACCCUUAUGAAGUUGAUAUUCUUAGGAAGCUCUUUUUCGAUAGUUUGGUACAUAAGGUAUCAUAAGGCUGUCCAAAGGACUUAUGACAGGGAACAAGAUACAUUUCGCCAUUGGUUCCUUGUGCUUCCUUGCCUACUCUUGGCUCUCCUGAUACACGAGAAGUUUACCUUUAUGGAGGUGCUGUGGACUUUCUCAAUAUACUUGGAGGCUGUUGCCAUACUUCCUCAGCUCGUACUGCUCCAGAGGACCAGAAAUAUCGACAACUUGACAGGACAGUACAUAUUCCUCCUGGGGGCAUACCGUGCUCUGUAUAUCCUCAACUGGAUCUACCGUUACUUCACUGAACCACACUUUGUUCACUGGAUAACCCUUGUUUUGCAGCAUGGAUAUCUGGGUUUGUUCAGACAUUGCUCUACGCCGACUUUUUCUAUUACUAUUUCCUCAGCUGGAAGAACAACAAGAAGCUGCAAUUACCAGCAUAGGGUUGAUUGUCUUAGAAGUAAUCAAUUCGGAAACGAGGGAAAAUUCGGAGAUAUCCUCCAUGGGGGAUGUGAUUUGUAGAAGAGAGAAUAGAUGUGUUGGCUUGACUCCCAUCUAUUUAGCAUUGGCCUUUUGAGCUGCGACUGUGCUGUGUACAAAUAUCAUCUUGGUGAUGUUUAGUGAUUCGGUUAAUGCAAUAAUCCAACCAUUUACAAUUUCGUCCAACUGUUCUAGUGCUACAAUUAGGCUAUUACAUAAUUAUAUUUCCCUUUA
Molecule: messenger RNA, 1099 nt
Organism: Tarenaya hassleriana
Lineage: Eukaryota; Viridiplantae; Streptophyta; Magnoliopsida; Brassicales; Cleomaceae
Product: ER lumen protein-retaining receptor B
Exons: 6
Coding region: 167-907 (246 amino acids)
Biological process (GO): protein retention in ER lumen; endoplasmic reticulum to Golgi vesicle-mediated transport
Cellular component (GO): membrane; endoplasmic reticulum; cis-Golgi network
Molecular function (GO): ER lumen protein retrieval receptor activity
Source: RefSeq, a predicted model, not a curated record